Oryzias latipes (Japanese medaka) is the source of this 1297-nucleotide messenger RNA. RefSeq names its product casein kinase II subunit beta. Gene Ontology annotation, cellular component: cytoplasm; protein kinase CK2 complex. Lineage: Eukaryota; Metazoa; Chordata; Actinopteri; Beloniformes; Adrianichthyidae. Gene Ontology annotation, molecular function: protein kinase regulator activity. The record is from RefSeq and is a predicted model, not a curated record.
CGUUCUGCUUGGUGGCGAUAGUGCACCAAGAAUGAACGGAACAAUUUGACGUCACGGACAGACCGGAAGCUGUCAUAGCUUCAGUGACUACUCGGAGAGAGGAUGAGCAGCUCAGAAGAAGUGUCCUGGAUAUCCUGGUUCUGUGGACUCAGGGGCAAUGAGUUCUUCUGUGAGUCAUUCCCUUCUGCUGCAGGUUGAUGAGGAUUAUAUACAAGAUAAGUUCAACCUGACGGGUUUGAACGAGCAGGUGCCUCACUAUCGCCAGGCUCUGGACAUGAUCCUGGACCUGGAGCCAGACGAGGAGCUUGAAGAUAAUCCAAACCAGAGCGAUUUGAUAGAGCAGGCUGCAGAGAUGCUGUACGGACUCAUACAUGCUCGCUACAUCCUCACUAACAGAGGCAUCGCCCAAAUGCUGGAAAAAUAUCAACAAGGAGAUUUUGGCUAUUGUCCUCGAGUUUAUUGUGAAAAUCAGCCGAUGCUUCCUAUUGGUUUGUCAGACAUCCCCGGAGAAGCGAUGGUGAAGCUCUACUGUCCGAAAUGCAUGGACGUGUACACGCCCAAAUCCUCCAGGCACCACCACACGGACGGGGCCUAUUUCGGGACCGGGUUCCCUCACAUGCUGUUCAUGGUGCACCCGGAGUAUCGGCCAAAGCGACCAGCCAACCAGUUUGUGCCAAGGCUGUAUGGUUUCAAAAUUCACCCGAUGGCCUAUCAGCUUCAGCUUCAAGCUGCAUCGAGUUUCAAGAGCCCCGUGAAGACGAUUCGCUAGAGCCGUACAUGAACUCCGUCGUUGGGAGUGAAAGCAGUGAAUUAAAUGUUUGAUAAAACAGUCGUCAAAUAUUUACAUUUUUUGAACUGAAAUGUGUCGGAAGCGGAGCUAGACAGCAGACGGCGUUCAUCCUUACGAUGUUUGUGCUUCAUUUGUCUCUUGGGAGAUCGGUCAGAAAUGAAAGACCUUCUAGGCUGAUUUGCUGUUUGACUGUAACAGGAUGGAUCAGCCGCAGCCUUAAUGAGACUUUCAGAAUUAGAAUUCUUUGCUGUUUUUAAUCUAAAGUGGGGUAAACUGCACAGAUUGGAUUAUAGAAUGUUCUUUUUGUACUUGUCUUGGUAAAAUAUAUUAUUUAAAAAAAAGUGCCAUUUUCCAAAAAAUCCAUAGGAUAGAGCGUCUUUCUUUACUUUAGCUUAGAGGAAUUUAUUUAUUUGAAGAUUAUUUUUCCUGCUAAAUGUGUAUUUGUAUUAAAUCAAUAGCAUUCUAUCGAACAAGUGAAUGACAAAUAAAUGUUUAUUUCUUGGACAA